UAAGUGCUUUCUUCAAACAGGAAACCACUCCCAACCCCCAGCCUGCAGAAGAGGAGAAAACCGAGCCAGCACCCAGUCAGGAGGUUGCCAGCCCUGAACAGUAUAUUAAACAUCCACUACAAAACAGAUGGGCACUGUGGUUUUUUAAAAAUGACAAGAGCAAAACCUGGCAAGCAAACCUUCGUCUUAUCUCAAAGUUUGAUACUGUUGAAGAUUUUUGGGCUUUAUACAACCAUAUCCAGCUUUCUAGUAAUUUAAUGCCUGGUUGUGACUACUCGCUCUUUAAGGAUGGGAUUGAACCCAUGUGGGAAGAUGAAAAAAACAAGCGAGGAGGACGAUGGCUAAUUACACUAAACAAACAACAGAGACGAAGUGACCUUGAUCGCUUCUGGCUAGAGACACUGCUGUGCCUUAUUGGGGAGUCGUUUGAUGACUACAGUGAUGAUGUAUGUGGUGCUGUUGUUAAUGUUAGAACUAAGGGUGAUAAAAUAGCAAUAUGGACAACUGAAUGUGAAAACAAGGAUGCUGUUACACAUAUAGGGAGAGUAUACAAGGAAAGAUUAGGACUUCCUCCAAAGAUAGUGAUUGGUUAUCAGUCCCAUGCAGACACAGCUACUAAGAGCGGCUCCACCACUAAAAAUAGGUUUGUUAUCUAAGAAGACAUAUUCUGAGUAUUCUUUCAUAGGAGACUGCGUCAAGCAAUCGAGAUUGGGAGCUGAACCAAAGCCUCUUCAAAAGCAGAGUGGACUACAUUUAAAUUUGAUUUCCAUCUAAAUGUUGCUGAGAUUUGUGAGAAGUCUGAUUUGCCUUUGUCUUGUACUUCUGUGUUCAAUUUUUCUAUUUGGCUGAAGGUUACUUCAUGACCAAUCAGAAUUUUAGUACACUUCACCCCCCAGAUCCAUAAAUGUGUUUCUGGCCCACUCUGUAAUAGCUUGGUAGAAACAUUACUAUUACAAAAAGAAGAAUUCGUUUAUCCACAGUAUUCAGAAAAGAAGUUGCAUUUCUGUACCUGCAGGAAAUUACUCUGUUUUACACUUGCAUUGUAUGCAGUAACAUUUUGCUGGUUUGGAAAAGAGUAUGGUGCAUACAGUUUUCUAGCAAUUUUUUUAUACAGCAUCAUCUUUGCUGUAACCUAUGCUGAUGGCUGCUAGAUUAAUUUAUUUGUUUUCCCUAUUUGGUAACAUUAGUGAUAUUUUGAUUUCAGUUGUGUUUGCUCAUGUAACAUUUGGUGAAGAAUCUGGGAAUAUGACAAAGGUGGAAUAAACGUCAAUUUUGUGCA
Molecule: messenger RNA, 1279 nt
Organism: Acanthisitta chloris (rifleman)
Lineage: Eukaryota; Metazoa; Chordata; Aves; Passeriformes; Acanthisittidae
Gene: EIF4E
Product: eukaryotic translation initiation factor 4E
Exons: 6
Coding region: 258-656 (132 amino acids)
Biological process (GO): translational initiation
Cellular component (GO): eukaryotic translation initiation factor 4F complex; cytoplasm
Molecular function (GO): translation initiation factor activity; RNA 7-methylguanosine cap binding
Source: RefSeq, a predicted model, not a curated record